Molecule: messenger RNA, 1291 nt
Organism: Zerene cesonia (dogface butterfly)
Lineage: Eukaryota; Metazoa; Arthropoda; Insecta; Lepidoptera; Pieridae
Gene: Txl
Product: thioredoxin-like protein 1
Exons: 6
Coding region: 92-952 (286 amino acids)
Source: RefSeq, a predicted model, not a curated record
GAAGUUUUAAGUUUUGUCAAUCAUCGCGAUUUUGUGACUUGUCGUUUGGUUGAAUUAUUAUUGUUGUUUAAACUUUUAAAGUUAAGUUAAAAUGGGGCUUGCUACUGUUAUAGAAAAUGAAGCACAUUUUCAAUCUGAAAUGGCUAAUGCUGGAACUAAAUUAGUUGUUGUCGAUUUUACAGCAACUUGGUGUCCACCAUGUCAACGAAUUGCUCCUUUUUUCGAGCAGUUGCCGGCCAAGUUUCCCAGAGCAGUUUUCUUGAAAGUCGACGUAGAUAGAUGCGCUGAAACAGCGAGUGCUCAGGGCGUCAGUGCUAUGCCAACCUUCAUAUUUUAUCGCAAUAGAACAAGAAUUGAUCGUCUCCAAGGGGCUGAUCCAGCUUCUCUGGAAAAUAAAGUUAGGCAGUAUUACAGCACCGAGGAAGCUGGAGACGAAGAUAACUCAGUUGCUGGACAUAUGGACUUGGGGACAUUCAUAACGAAAAGUGAAUGCGAGUGUUUAAAUGAGGCAGAUAACCACCCGCUGGCACAUGCCCUCACAAGUGGAGGGGGAUACUUAGCCAGUGAUUGUGAUGAACAACUUAUUAUCAAUAUAUCAUUCAAUCAGCUAGUAAAACUGCACUCACUUAAGGUUAAAGGCCCAGCAGACAAGGGCCCAAAAUUUAUAAAGAUAUUUAUUAACCAGCCUAGAACACUUGACUUUGACCAAGCUGCUGGUAAUGCAUCUAUACAAGAAUUAGAAUUAACACCAAGUGAUUUGGAAGGCAAUCCUGUACCACUGAAAUAUGUCAAGUUCCAAAGCGUCCAAAACAUUCAACUAUUCAUAAAGGACAACCAGUCUGGUGAUGAAGUCACUCAGAUUGAUCAUCUAGCUUUCUACGGCUCCCCAAUCUCCACCACGAACAUGGGUGAAUUCAAACGUGUCGCCGGCAAAAAGGGCGAGAGUCACUAGCCCAGACUUUUGCAAUUAUGUCGUUAAAUUUACAUUUUUGAAGCAACAUUAUUAAAACAUACUUCGGUAUUUUAACAGUUGUUGCUUUAAAAUAUACGACAUUCAAUUGCAUACCUGAAUAUGAACUCUAAUGAUACAAUUUUUACGUAUAUUCAAGUGAAUGUUGCAUUUGUAUAGUUAAGAACACCAGUUUGUGUCAAAAGACGUAAAAUUAAUAUUUCAUGUGUCACAAUAUAUUUAUUAUAACCAUAUGAAUAUUCACAUAAGCAUACAAUAUGUAAUAAUCAAGUCAGAUUUGUAGCCAGGUAUUUGUAUAUUCAAUAAAUAAAUAAAAGAUGG